AUGACUUGUAUCGUUGGAGAGUUGAUCGUGAAGGCAGUUUCUGCUUCUAAGGAGAGAAACGGAGUCUCUUUGGCUGCUUUGAAGAAGGCUUUGGUCGCCGGUGGCUAUGACGUAGAGAAGAACAACUCACGUGUGAAGGUAGCGGUUAGGAGUCUGGUGACCAAGGGUACCUUGCUUCAGACUAAAGGAACCGGUGCCUCUGGCUCAUUUAAACUCAACAAAACCCAGCCUGCUGCAAAGAAGCCCGCCAAGAAAGCGGCUCCUAAAGCUAAGAAGCCAGCUGUGGCCAAGAAGGCAGUAGCGAAGAAGCCUGCGGCCAAAAAGUCGCCAAAGAAGAAGCCUGCUGCAGCCAAGGCGAAGAAGAGCCCUAAGAAACCCAAGAAGCCGACAGCAGUGGCUAAAAAGGCGGUUAAGAGUCCGAAAAAAACCAAGAAGCCGGCAGCAGCAGCAAAGAAGGCGACCAAGAGCCCUAAGAAGGCAAAGGCGGCCAAGCCAAAAGUUGCCAAACCCAAGAGCGUCAAAGCGAAGAAAGCGGCUCCCAAGAAGAAGUGAGCGCGUACACUAAGCUAAUUUCACAAGCAUCAAAGGCUCUUUUAAGAGCCACCCACAA
Molecule: messenger RNA, 610 nt
Organism: Anguilla rostrata (American eel)
Lineage: Eukaryota; Metazoa; Chordata; Actinopteri; Anguilliformes; Anguillidae
Product: histone H1-like
Exons: 2
Coding region: 1-552 (183 amino acids)
Biological process (GO): nucleosome assembly
Cellular component (GO): nucleosome
Molecular function (GO): structural constituent of chromatin; DNA binding
Source: RefSeq, a predicted model, not a curated record